Molecule: messenger RNA, 588 nt
Organism: Caenorhabditis sp. 36 PRJEB53466
Lineage: Eukaryota; Metazoa; Nematoda; Chromadorea; Rhabditida; Rhabditidae
Source: the annotation of a GenBank genome assembly
AUGGCUCCCGCUCGUAAGGGAAAGGCUAAGGAGGAACAGGCUGUCGUGUCCCUCGGACCGCAGGCCAAAGAAGGAGAGCUCAUCUUCGGAGUUGCUCACAUCUUCGCCUCGUUCAACGACACCUUCGUUCACAUCACUGAUAUCUCUGGUAAGUUUUCAUUGCCGUUUUUAGGAUGCAAUUAUUCCAAAAAUGUUUUGGAAACCAGAAAACAACGUUGUUUCCUUUCAGGACGUGAAACCAUCGUUCGUGUCACCGGAGGAAUGAAGGUCAAGGCUGAUCGUGACGAGUCGUCGCCGUACGCUGCUAUGCUCGCCGCUCAGGACGUUGCCGACCGUUGCAAGCAGGUAAAUAUUAUUUUUGUCCGUCAAAAUAUUUAUAUUUCCUGUUUUCAGCUCGGAAUCAACGCUCUCCACAUCAAGCUCCGCGCUACUGGAGGAACCAGAACUAAGACCCCAGGACCAGGAGCCCAAUCUGCUCUCCGUGCCCUUGCUCGCGCUGGAAUGAAGAUCGGCAGAAUCGAGGACGUUACUCCAAUUCCAUCCGACUGCACCAGAAGAAAGGGAGGUCGCCGUGGACGUCGUCUCUAA